AUGCCUAAGAAGAACGGAAAGAUCAGAAUAUGUGUGGACUACCGAGAUCUCAACAAAGUUAGUCCAAAGGAUGAUUUUCCCCUGCCAAAUUUCCACAUCCUCAUCGACAAUUGUGCGAAACAUGAACUGCAGCCAUUUGUGGAUUGUUUCCUGCUAAAGAAGGAUGCUGCCACAAAAUGGACGGAGGAGUGCCAGAAAGCCUCUGACAAAAUCAAAGAGUAUCUUUCAAACCUGCCAGUGUUGGUUCCCCCCAAACCAGGGAAACCAUUAUUGCUCUAUUUGUCAGUCUUGGACAAUGCCUUCGGCUGUAUGUUAGGGCAGCGUGAUGAAACUGAGAGGAAGGAGUAG
Messenger RNA from Nicotiana tabacum (common tobacco), 348 nucleotides. The record is from RefSeq and is a predicted model, not a curated record. Lineage: Eukaryota; Viridiplantae; Streptophyta; Magnoliopsida; Solanales; Solanaceae.